AUGACGGGUUCUCAUAGCACUCAGUGGACAGAGGUAUAUUUGUCGCAUUCCAUUUCACUUUCACACAAUAUACCCAGACACGCCGAAAACACAACACAACACAACUGUCCUGCCUCGCUUUCACGACACCACCAGAUGCCCUUUCAGAGGGCAGGACUUAUUCAACAGUCAUUUGCUUUUGCGCUCUUCAUCCCCACGUUUAUGACCAGCAUUCAGACGAAUUAUUGGACAUGGUCAGAUGAAGAUGAGCAAAGAAGAAGAAUCAAAAUAAAAAAACGGGCCUUUCUUUUCUUCUUUUCUUCUUACCUCAUUCGUUUCUACGGAACCUGGAUCGGCAUGGCGUUUAGGACCUUUGGCUUUUUGUUUUACUUCUUCUCUCCGGUAUGA
Molecule: messenger RNA, 387 nt
Organism: Colletotrichum graminicola M1.001
Lineage: Eukaryota; Fungi; Ascomycota; Sordariomycetes; Glomerellales; Glomerellaceae
Exons: 1
Coding region: 1-387 (128 amino acids)
Source: RefSeq, a predicted model, not a curated record